This is a messenger RNA of Cryptomeria japonica (Japanese cedar), 1852 nucleotides long. Its product is annotated as CBL-interacting protein kinase 5. Bases 439 to 1758 code for a protein of 439 amino acids. The record is from RefSeq and is a predicted model, not a curated record. Gene Ontology annotation, molecular function: ATP binding; protein kinase activity. Lineage: Eukaryota; Viridiplantae; Streptophyta; Pinopsida; Cupressales; Cupressaceae. Gene Ontology annotation, biological process: signal transduction; protein phosphorylation. The transcript has a single exon.
CGGGACAAGUCGGUCUAUAAAUAGGAGAACCGACUUCUUUAAUUCAUGAAGGGAGAGAACCUAACUAACGCUCUGCAAGUUUUGAAAACCAUUUUUUCCUUUUAGGGAUUUUCAGGGCUGGUUUUCAAAAGGGAUUUGGAAUGCAGCACGAUGAGGGCCUGGGUUUCCGUUUCUAGGGUUUGCAUUUGUAAAGAGGCGGCAGAAGUGGAAGAAGCCGCCAUUGAUUUGCUGUGGAGAAAUGGAGUUAUAAUUCUGCGGGACGGAAUGGUUUGCCUGGGGUUGUCUUUGAGGGAUGUCAUGGAUGACGGCUGAGGCAAAUAAAUGUGAAAAAAGAUUUCUUCCUUAAAGCAGCUGCUUGGAGCCGGAGAUUUGAAGAUUUGAGAUCUGAUUGUUGCUGAUUGUUGUUCUCUGUGAGAAGUAGAGCAAUUUGGGGAUAAAAUGGAGGCGGCUCCGAAAGCAAAUGUUUUGAUGGGGAAGUAUGAAUUAGGGAAGCAGCUGGGGCAAGGAACCUUUGCCAAGGUUUAUUAUGCUAAGAACCUGAAGACAGGCGAAAGUGUGGCGAUUAAGGUCAUGGACAAGGAAAAGAUUAUGCAGAUCGGCAUGAUUGAGCAAAUAAAGAGGGAGAUUUCUGUCAUGAGACUGGUUCGGCAUCCGAAUAUUGUUCAGCUCUAUGAAGUCAUGGCGUCCAAGACAAAGAUUUAUUUUGUUAUGGAGUAUGUUAAGGGAGGAGAGCUGUUUAAUAAGGUUCAGAAGGGUAAAUUGAAGGAGCAUGAAGCAAGAAAGUAUUUCCAGCAGCUCAUUAGCGCAGUGGAUUUCUGUCAUAGCCGAGGGGUUUAUCACAGAGAUCUCAAGCCUGAAAAUCUGUUACUUGACGAAAAUGGAGAUCUGAAGGUUUCCGACUUUGGUCUCAGCGCUUUGCCCGAGCAGUUCCGCCAGGACGGGCUGCUCCAUACGACCUGUGGGACGCCGGCCUACGUGGCACCCGAGGUGAUUGUAAAGAAGGGCUACGAUGGUGCAAAGGCCGAUAUCUGGUCAUGUGGCGUCAUCCUGUUCGUCCUCAUGGCGGGCUAUUUGCCGUUUCAUGACGCCAAUCUUAUGGUCAUGUACAGGAAAAUUUACAAAGGGGAAUUCAAAUGCCCGCCGUGGUUUUCAUCAACGGCGUUGAAGCUGAUUUCGAGUCUUCUAAACCCUAAUCCAAAGGGGCGGAUGACUAUACCGCGGUUAAUGGAGGUGCACUGGUUCAAAAAGGGUUUCAAACCUCCGCGGCCGGCUGUGCAAGAUGACGAAAUUGACCUCGUUGACGUGGACUCUGCCUUUGGAUCGUCUUCGCCGGAGGAAUCACAGCCCAAGCCAGCAGAGUCCAAACCGACUUGCCUGAAUGCAUUCGACAUAAUUUCCCAGUCGCCGGGUUUCAAUCUCUCCGGCCUCUUUGAAAAGGAUAAUGUGAGGAAGGCUGAAUCGCGCUUCAUGUCGACGCAGCCGGCCUCUAGCAUAAUUUCCAAGCUUGAGGAAAUCGCAAAGCUAUUCAGAUUCAGCGUGAAGAAAAGAGGCGAUUCCAGGAUGAAGAUGCAGGGGACUGUGCAGGGGAGAAAGGGGCACCUGGCAAUUGCUGCAGAAAUAUUUGAGGUCACCCCUUCUCUGUUUGUUGUUGAGGUCAGUAAAGCUGGAGGUGACACGCUGGAAUAUAAUAACUUUUGCAGUCAGGAGCUCCGGCCUGGCCUCAAAGACAUCGUCUGGACAUGGCAUGAUGAACAAUAGCACUUUUGUUUUUUUGGUUUUCAUUUACUUCACUUUUGUAUAGCAAAAAAUAUUUCAUUAUACUCUGAUUUAAUUAAUGGGGUAAUUUUGAAUC